AUGGGAGUUGAUAGGAAAUGGCUUUUCACUCUAUUCAGUGCAGCAUUGCUGACUCUCAUGGUUCUAUUGAUGUCUUCUUUCUCUGCCUUUAGUUCCCCAAAAGCUUUCCCUUCCCUUGUUCAGCAUGGUUCUCAUUACCCUCCAGCUUUUGCAUACUUUAUCUCUGGUGGACACAAAGACAAGGACCAGAUCUUGCGUUUGUUGUUGGCAGUUUACCAUCCUAGGAAUAGGUACCUCCUCCAUCUUGGGAGGGAUGCUAGGGAUGAGGAGAGGCAGGCCUUGAUCGCAGCCGUAAGGACUGUGCCGGUGAUUCGCGCUUUUGGGAACGUUGAUGUGGUUGGAAAGGCUGAUUAUGUCACCUACUUGGGGUCCUCCAAUGUGGCCAUCGCUCUCCGGGCUGCAGCUAUUUUGCUCAAAUUGGAUAGUGGCUGGAAUUGGUUCAUCCAUUUGAGUGCUCGUGAUUAUCCUCUCAUCACACAGGAUGAUCUGUCCCACGUUUUCUCUUCUGUUAGGAGAGACCUGAAUUUCAUUGAUCACACUGGUGACCUUGGAUGGAAAGAGACCGAUAGAUUUCAGCCUAUUGUAGUUGACCCGGGGUUAUAUUUAGCAAGAAAAAGUCAAAUUUUUCAAGCUACGGAAAAGAGGGCAACGCCUAAUGCAUUCAAACUUUUCACAGGUUCACCAUGGGUCAUCUUGAGCCGGCCCUUUCUGGAGUUCUGCAUUUUUGGUUGGGACAAUUUACCUCGGACCCUACUUAUGUAUUUUACAAAUGUGAAGUUAUCUCAAGAAGGGUACUUUCACUCGGUUAUUUGCAAUGCGCCAGAGUUCAAGAACACAACAGUAAAUGGGGACUUACGAUUUAUGAUCUGGGACAAUCCUCCGAAGAUGGAACCACACUUCCUUAACACUUCCGUUUACAAUGAGAUGGUAGAAAGUGGAGCUGCUUUUGCAAGACAGUUUCAACCUAAUAAUCCUGUGUUGGACAUGAUUGAUGAGAAGAUCCUCCAUCGUGGUAGCCAUCGAGCUACUCCAGGAGAGUGGUGCACCGGGCGGAGGAGUUGGUGGAUGGAUCCCUGCUCCGAAUGGGGUGAUGUCAAUAUUGUGAAACCAAGUUCUCAGGCUAAGAAGCUUGAAGGGUCCGUUUCUAACCUUCUUGAUGGCUGGAACUCACAGGCCAAUCAGUGCCGGUGA
Molecule: messenger RNA, 1191 nt
Organism: Sphenostylis stenocarpa
Lineage: Eukaryota; Viridiplantae; Streptophyta; Magnoliopsida; Fabales; Fabaceae
Source: the annotation of a GenBank genome assembly